AUCGUUCUUUUAGUCUGCAUUAUUGUGUGUUAUUUUUUUUUUUUAUUUUUCAAGUCAGUCUGGACAAACUGUCGUGUAUUCAAUGUUGUUUAACCAAGUGUUUGAUAGCUCAAUAGAAUAUGUUUAUUUAAUUUACUAUUACACAGCUGAAUGUUAAUCAAGUUUUGUGAAAAGUUUUAGAAUUUUUAUUAAAUCUUUCAUUUAAUUAUUUCUUAAGGAAAACCAAAAAAUAAUAAUAAAUUUAAAUGCUGAACAUAUUUUAAUAUUACAACAUGAAAAUAUGACUUUUCAAGUGAUGUGUUUCAUCAAGAUUAAAAUACUUCUUAUCAGAGCAAUUUUUUUGACAAGGAAAAUGAUCAUUUAAAAAGUCUAUGACACUGUAUGACACAAAUGAUUGAUUACUAUUAAAUAGUAAUAUUAUCGGUAUUUAAUCUGAUGAUAAUUUUAUAAGGAAAAAAUACCAAGUUUCAUUAAAGCAGAUGAUGAAAAAUUUUUUUAUUUACCGGAUGAUUUAAAAAUUGGAAUUUCAAGUUCUUCCUACCAAACUGAGGGGGCAUGGAAUUUAUCUGAUAAAUCACCAAGCAUUUGGGAUGUAUAUACUCAUAGCAACAUCGACAUGAUACAAGAUAAAAGUAAUGGUGAUAUUGCAGCAGACACUUAUCAUAAAUACAAAGAAGAUAUUCAACUUAUGAAAAAAGCUGGUUUUAAUCAUUUUCGAUUAUCAUUGAGCUGGGCGAGAAUAUUACCAACUGGAUUUGCUGAUAAAGUAAGUCAAGAUGGAGUACAAUAUUACAAAAAUGUUCUUGACGAAUUACAUGCAAAUAAUAUUGAACCAAUUGUAACAAUAUAUCACUUUGAUCAUCCUGAUGCACUUGAAAAAGUAUCAGGAUGGUUAAAUGAAACAAUGGUUGAGGCAUUUGCUGACUAUGCAAGAUUUGUUUUUAGUGAAUUUGGUUCUAGAGUUAAAGUUUGGACAACAAUUAAUGCACCAACUUUUCUUUGUAAUUACGGCUACGGAAGUGGAACUUCUGCACCAGGUUUACAAAUGCCGGGAGUUGGUCCAUAUAUUUGUGUUCAUAAUAUGUUAAAAGCUCAUGCCCGAGCAUAUCGAAUUUACGAUGAAGAAUUUCGUAAAACACAGCAUGGACAAGUUGGAGUUGUUGUAAGUUGUGGUCAUUUUUUUCCAAUUAAUAAAAAUGAUACAGAAAGUCCAGAUAUAGCAUAUCAAUAUGAGUGUGGAUGGUUUGCACAUCCUGUAUUUUCAAAUAAAGGAGAUUAUCCAUCAAUAAUGAGAAAAAGAAUUGAUGAAAAUAGUAAAUUACAAGGUUAUCCAAAAUCUAGACUUCCUGUGUUUUCAUCUGAGUGGAUUAAAUAUAUUAGAGGAACUUAUGAUUAUCUUGGAUUAAAUCAUUACUCAUCAAACAUGGUAGAUAGUGUUGAAAAAGAUGAACAAACAGGAUGGUAUGAUGACAGUGGUAUUAUUCAAAGUGUUAAUGAUUCUUGGCCAAGUAUUGGAAGUGGUAUGAAGACAGUACCACAUGGUUUUAGUGGAUUAUUGAGAAAAAUAAAAGAAGAAUAUAAUAAUCCAAUUGUUUAUGUUAUGGAAAAUGGUGUUGCUGACUAUGGUCAUAAAUUAAAUAUCAUAGAUUUUGAAAGAGUUAAUUUUUAUUAUUCUUAUAUGAAAGAAAUGAUAUUGGCUAUUACACGUGAUGGAUGUAAUGUUAAAAAAUAUACAAUUUGGAGUUUUUUAGAUAGUUUUGAGUGGGGUAGAGGAUACACAGAAAGGUAUGGAAUUGUUUACGUAAAUUUUACUGAUCCAAAUCGAUCGAGAACACCACGACAGUCUUAUUAUUGGUUGAAAUAUAUUAACAACAAAAGAAAUCUGUUGUCUCUGGAAGAAUUUAAUAAUCAAUAAAUUUUUUAUAUUAAUGAUAUUAUUGUCAUAUUGAAAUGUAAUCUGUCAUGUUUUUUUUUUUUUAAGAUCAUCGUUGUACCAAGAUUAAGAUGUUUUUUUUUAUUGAAAUUUUUUAUCACUUUGAACAAAAGAAAGAUCGUAUUUUUAUGUCUAGAUAUAACAUAGAUUUAUCAUCAAUUGAUACUCGCGAAAUUUGUUUAUCGCAUUGAAAA
Aphidius gifuensis is the source of this 2127-nucleotide messenger RNA. Its product is annotated as myrosinase 1-like. The coding region runs from base 617 to 1915 and encodes 432 amino acids. The record is from RefSeq and is a predicted model, not a curated record. Gene Ontology annotation, molecular function: beta-glucosidase activity. Gene Ontology annotation, biological process: carbohydrate metabolic process. Lineage: Eukaryota; Metazoa; Arthropoda; Insecta; Hymenoptera; Braconidae. The transcript is spliced from 8 exons.